AUGUAUAUUGAAAACCGGUCCCAGAUCUCGUUCAUCGAGUUGUAUGUUGAGUUUGAACAAUCUGAGGCCGACCGGAAUAUUCUACGGGAAGAUUAUAAUAGUGACAGUGAAGAAGAGUUCGAAAGCAACUAUGAAUUUGUUGCUCCAAAUGGAGAUGAAGAUCAAGGUGACGGACCCAUGGCCCCAGAUGUCACAGAAGUGGCAAAUGCACUCGCGAACGAAGUUCCGUUUGAGGAGCCAUCCUUCAUACGAGUUUUAGACCUGGAAGUCAUGCAUGUUCCAGAAUUUUCAGAAUAUAUGACUGCAGAAAUUCCUAUUGUGGAAGACGGUGAAUUUGGCGUAGGUAAGGCGGAUCAUUCGAAACUAGAUUCUAUCACAAUUGCAGAAGCAAUAAAGCCACUGGUUGAGGCUGACCCAUCCUUGAAGGUAAAAUCGGUUAUAGCAGAAAUCCAAUCGAAGUUCAACUACACCGUCAGUUACCGGAAAGCAUGGUUGGCUAAGCAAAAGGCAGUUGAAAAAAUAUUUGGUGGUUGGGAGGCAUCGUAUAAAGCGUUGCCAAUAUGGUUUGAGGCCAUGUGUCACAAGGAGCCAUCAGCUGUUGUUCAUUUUGAGACUAUGCCUGCAUAUCAAGGCGAUGAGUUGGUGGGUGAUAUUCGGGUGGAUGGGACUCACUUAUACGGAAAGUAUAAGGGUUGUUUGCUUGUGGCAGUUUCACAAGAUGGCAACAACAAUAUCGUCCCAAUUGCAUUUGCUAUUGUGGAGGGAGAGACCUCUGAUGCAUGGCAUUUUUUCCUUAGUAACUUUCGUCAACAUGUUGUUACUCGUGAUGGUGUGGGUCUAAUAUCCGACAGGCACGAAUCCAUAAAUGCAACUGUGGAACGCAGUCACGGUCUCACGGAGCGUGGUCACCUCCAAGAGCUUUUCAUAUGUUUUGCAUCAGGAUAUUCUAGGACGGUGCGGGAGUAUGAGGUGCGUUACGAGCGGUUACGGGAACGUGGUGAGGCGUACACAAACUGGUUAAACCGAAUUCCUCGCGAGCAGUACGCAUUGGCCUUUGAUGGUGGGUAUCGAUGGGGGCACAUGACAACGAAUCUUGUGGAGUGCAUUAAUUCAGUUUUGAAGGGUUCACACAAUCUCCUCAUUACUGCUCUUGUGAAGGCAACAUUCUACAGGCUAAAUGAGUUAUUCACCCGAAAAAGAGCGGAGGCGGAAGUAAGGAUCAAUGCUGGCCAUGUGUUCUCUGAUAUCGUGACCUCCAAGUUGCAUGUAAACCAACUUGCAUCAGGAAAUAUUCAGGUUAGUUGCUUUGACUGCCAGAAUGAGGUCUUUGAGGUUCGGGAGAUGCCAAGCGGAAUGGAGUUUGCAGUCGAUCUACGUGGCCUACGAUGUGACUGUGGUGAGUUCCAGGUGGACAGGAUCCCCUGCAGACAUGUAUUCGCAUGUUGUGCCAACCAGCGACUGGAUUGGCAACUGUAUGUUGAUGAUGUGUAUAAGAUGGACCAAGUGCGGCGGGUGUACCGAGCAAGGUUUAGGCCACUAGGUAAUCCUGCUACAUGGCCUGCUUACAACGGACCUCGGUUCAUUCCAAAUCCGUACCUGAGACGGGUAACGAAGGGUCGCCCAAGGAUGACGCGUUUUCUGAAUGAGAUGGACACGCGGAUGUUACGUCGUCCUAGGCGAUGUACUCUAUGUGGGGCUGAAGGACAUAGUCGUAGUAGAUGCCGUCAGACAGGUAGUUCGAACACCAACAGAGGUGCUCCCUAG
This is a messenger RNA of Arachis duranensis, 1764 nucleotides long. RefSeq lists its product as uncharacterized. Gene Ontology annotation, molecular function: zinc ion binding. The record is from RefSeq and is a predicted model, not a curated record. Bases 1 to 1764 code for a protein of 587 amino acids. The transcript is spliced from 5 exons. Lineage: Eukaryota; Viridiplantae; Streptophyta; Magnoliopsida; Fabales; Fabaceae.